AUGGAAGAUUUUCUCUCUCACUAUGCAGCAGUUUCGUCUGCCGAUGGUAGCUAUGUGAAACUAUAUCUCCAACAGCACACCGGCGAAAUCCUCGAAGGAACUUGGUACAAACACGCCCAACAAUGGGUGUUCAAACAAAUCAUGGAUGCCGGCGUGGCAGCACUUCCCACUCCUCUCGCUGCCGCAAUGAGCCCGGACGAUCACAUCAGAUUAUUCUUCGUCGACGACGAGAUGGUCAUUCAGGAAUUCGAGAUCGUGAAGGGAGAGGCUUCCAUUGGUAGCUUUUGUACUGUCAACGCUAAGCUUCCUGAAGUUGCUGGGUUGUCGGCUGUGCCGAAUUAUUCUGGUCGGGAGCAGUUUAGACUUUACCACCCUGGCGAGGACGGUUAUCUCCAAAACUACGGCCUCAACGGUGGGUUAUGGGAGCGUCCAGCGGGAAUCGCAUCACAAAUCGAUUUACAAUCCCCGAUUUGCAGUGUAAACAGCAAUCCCUCGGACUGGGGCGUCCCCUGCAUCAAAACUUUCUACCGGAACCGCUCUAGUGAGCUCAAAGUGCUAGAGUGGAAUGGCUCAGCUAGCGGCUUGCGGGCCGAAACUACCCCGUUCUACAGUCUACCAGAAAGCGCUAAGUUUGCAGCAGCAUAUACUGAAGCUAAGGGCUCUGGUAGCGACAACAUUUCCACACCUGCUAAGGUGAUGUUGUUCGUCGUUGAAGACGGACAAUUAAUGGUUUGUGGGAAGAAUGGAAGCUCUAGCUGGAGUCCUCCGCUGGCUGUCAGUAUUGAACGGGAUGGCACCAAUAUUGCGGCCGUUAGUGCCAGGGAAGGCGAUGGUACUAAUGAUGUUCAUGUGUUCACUUCGGAAGAAGAGGGUCAAUUUGUUCAUCGUAUCUUAAGGGACGGGGAGUGGGAGGAUUCCGUGAUCAAUCCUGCCGAGCUGCUGGCAAAUCCUGUCGCCGUACCAAUUUUGAUACCGGAGAUGAGGCUUGGUGCUGGCCAUGGUGAUUUCAGAAUAGGGCCCGGUUCCGGUAACAAUACCAACUCAAAAACGAGUCCCGCAGCGCACAGGGAUGAAAUUGGUGGCAUGUCAUUCGUAGAGUCGUUGAAAGAUGUUGGGUUGACCCUGGGGUCUUUGGGAGAGACUGAUAAACAGUUUAGCCAUAUCCAGAUUCCACAUGAUGAGGAUCAUGAACAUAUCGUCUUGCCGAAGCUUACACAGGCAACCUAUGAGGACUCGAUGGAUCGGUUGACAUUUUUCUAUCGUACUGCUAUAGACCAAACUUCUUCACUGCAUAAGGCAUCAUUGAUCGAUUCAGACCUUCCAGGUUUCCUUUCACUCUCAAUAAUGAAGCUGCGAUACAGGUGGUCUAACCCACGUCAGGACUACUACCCACCACAUCUGGACCAAGGCGUCUUUAGAAACAUCCUAGACAUCUUCAACUUCGGUGGUAUCUUCAAAAACGACUAUUUAAUCCCCAUUGUGGAGUUAUUCGCUAAAUCCGUACCAUGGUCUUUCUCCGAAGGCCUCACGGGCUCUGGGGCUCCGUGGCUUUUCGACCGCUCCAAACCCGUUACCAUGGCUGGUAUCCAAUCUGCCACAAAACAGCUACAUGGCGCCAAUAAUGGCAAGGGUCGAGGAAUUUAUACCAAAGAUACCAUUGGCGAUGAUCCACACUGGUUCACUGAUGAAAAGUUCGCGCAACAGCAUUUCAGCGGUACUAACCCUACCACCAUCCGUGCCGCAUCGAAUAACUGGGUCGGCAGCUUUGUCAGAACUGCGAAAGCACAGCGUCUCAAUGGAUUUGAAAAGCAAGUCAUGGCUGUGAGGAAAAACUUGUUUGUGCAGGACUAUAGUUACUUCAGAGCUUCGAUGGGUCAAAAGGGCUCGUAUGAUUUAUCAUACACUAGUACCCUCCAAGACCGAUUCACCGAUCUUCACGGCCUUUUCUUUCACGAGAGACAUGCUUGUGCUUCUGUCGUUCUAUUCGAACUACACGAUGACGGGCAUUUACACCCUCUUGCGAUUGUCUUAGAUUACAAAGAAGACGAUAUCAAACUCCAAGGUCACAGAUACGAGAAAACCUCUAGUGCUGCGAUGCAAAACUCGGUUGUUAUAUUUAACAAGAAGACGUCGCCAUCCCAGCGUCAUGACGAAGAACAUGACUGGCCAUGGCGAUAUGCAAAGAUGUGUGCUCAAGUCAGCGAUUGGCAUCGUCACGAAAUUGCUAUUCAUUUGGUCAACACCCAUUUGGUCGAAGAAGCCGCUAUCGUCGCAAUGAUGAGAACCGUUGAAGAGAAACACGUUGUUUACAGAUUACUCAAGCCUCACUGGGUGAAAACACUUCCAUUGAACCAUGCGGCAAGAUUGAUCUUGAUGCCGGCCAUCAUCAAACCUAUCGCUGGUUUCCGCCCUAGCGAUGUGAACAAAUUCACCAUGGAUGCUUACAAGAAUUUCUACUGGGAGGAUCUAUACAUUCCCAACGACCUGAAACUCCGUGGCUUCCCGAACAAGGAAUCUGAACUCAAUGCGAACAAAUACCGCAACUACUCUUACGCAAAAAAUAUGGUAGUAAUGUGGGAUAUCAUCCACACCUUCGUCGGAAAGGUCUUGAACGACCAUUAUAAGAAUGACGAUGCGGUCCGCAAUGAUACCGAAAUCCAAGCCUGGGUUCAAGAAAUGCAAAGCGAUCACGGUGCCCAACAGAAGCAUUUCCCAGACAUCAAAACCCGAGAGUCGUUAAUCAACGUGGUAACAAUGUGCAUCCACAUUGCAUCUCCACAACAUACUGCCGUCAACUACAUGCAAGAAUACUACCAAACCUUUGUUCCCAAUAAACCCCCAUCGUUCUUCAAACCUAUUCCAAAAAGUAACGAUGAAUUGAAAGACGUCAAGGAAGAUUUCAUUAUCUCUUCUCUCCCAUUCGUUCCGCCGAGUUUCAAUCUUCUUAAACCCUUGAAGAAUACAGUUGGAGUCGGAAAUGUUUGGUUACUCGCUGCGCAUUUACCUCAUCUGUUGAGCGAGGAGGUCCAUGCUCCGUUGGAUAUGAGUUCUUACUCUGAUCAAGCCGUGGACAUUGAGAGGAGAUCGGGAACUCCAGAUUCGAUUAAGGCAGCCGAAGAGUUUAGGACCAGGAUUAAGGGGUUGACGAAGGUAUUUGAUGCACACUCUGGUAAGAUGACGGUGAAGGUUACGCCGUCUGGAUACAGUGUCAUGAAUCCCGAGAAGAUGGCAGUGUCGAUUUUGAUUUAG
Molecule: messenger RNA, 3249 nt
Organism: Orbilia oligospora ATCC 24927
Lineage: Eukaryota; Fungi; Ascomycota; Orbiliomycetes; Orbiliales; Orbiliaceae
Exons: 4
Coding region: 1-3249 (1082 amino acids)
Biological process (GO): lipid oxidation
Molecular function (GO): metal ion binding; oxidoreductase activity, acting on single donors with incorporation of molecular oxygen, incorporation of two atoms of oxygen
Source: RefSeq, a predicted model, not a curated record